AUGCAGGGCUUCAACAUGGGACGCUACGUCCCUCCCGACCUCGAAGGCACCACCUCCGGCAACAAGCUCAACAAGAAACAUGCCCUCGGCAACCGCGCCUCCAAGCUCGCCUCCCACGGCAUCCUCACCGUGCGCUUCGAAAUGCCCUUCCCCAUCUGGUGCGCGCACUGCCCCAAGCCCACCAUCGUCGGCCAGGGCGUGCGCUUCAACGCCGAGAAGAAGCGCGUGGGCAAUUACUUGUCCACGCCGAUAUGGAGUUUCCGGUUCCGCCAUGUCGAGUGCGGCGGGUGGAUCGAGAUGCGCACCGAUCCGAAGAACACGGCGUAUGUUGUUGUCGAGGGGGCCACGAAGCGGGAUACCGGCGAUGCUGGGGACGAAGGGGGAGCUAUUCUGACGGAGAGCGAGAGGGAGGAGUUGAGGAAGAAUGCGUUUGCGAGCCUGGAGAAGACGAUUGCGGACAGGAAGCAGCUUGAGAUGGCGGCGGAGCGGCUCGACGACUUGGAGGACCUGUCGAGACGGCACUGGGACGAUCCGUAUGGGCGGAAUCAGAGGCUGAGAAGGGCGUUUCGCGUGGGUCGCAAGGAGAGGGAGAAGACGGCCGCCGCGACGGAGGAUUUGAAGGAGAGGAUGGGGCUGGGGAUGGAACUGUUGCCGGAGAGGGAGGAGGAUGCUAAGAGAGCUGCGUUGGUGGACUUUGGAUCCAGGCCGGAUGGCGAGGGUGAGGAGGACAGGGCGCUCUCUAAGCCUUUAUUUGCAUCAACAACGACGACGACGAGUUCAAGAGUCAAAACACAACAGAGACCAUCGUCGUCCUUGGCCAUGAAGGACACUAGGCUCAAGGCUGAGAAGGAAGCGUCGAGGAGAAAAGAGACGUUUGUCGCAGACGUCAUUUCCAACACGCGAGCAGCGCAGGACCCCUUUCUCAUUCAGCCCAACGACAAGGCGGCCAACAGUAGACCGUUUCUAGGCAUCGUCAGGAAGAGGAAGCGGGCUGACGGCGAAUCAGACGAUGGGCCCGAAACGAAGGCUGCGAUGCCGGUCAGCGGAGGACUGGUGCAGUAUGAUUCUGAUUAA
Trichoderma aggressivum f. europaeum is the source of this 1074-nucleotide messenger RNA. RefSeq lists its product as uncharacterized. The record is from RefSeq and is a predicted model, not a curated record. Gene Ontology annotation, cellular component: post-mRNA release spliceosomal complex; U2-type spliceosomal complex. NCBI's taxonomy places the organism in Eukaryota, Fungi, Ascomycota, Sordariomycetes, Hypocreales, Hypocreaceae. The coding region runs from base 1 to 1074 and encodes 357 amino acids. Gene Ontology annotation, biological process: mRNA splicing, via spliceosome. The transcript has a single exon.